Molecule: messenger RNA, 206 nt
Organism: Perkinsus marinus ATCC 50983
Lineage: Eukaryota; Perkinsozoa; Perkinsida; Perkinsidae
Exons: 1
Source: RefSeq, a predicted model, not a curated record
AUGACGCACGAUGGUGCUAUAACAGUGUACUUCAGGCAGCGGACGAGGCUUGGUACUGUUGCUACUGGAGGCCGGACUGUGAAAUCAGAGGAUAUGCCGUUGGUCCGGCAAGUUACCCAAACACAGGCUGCGGCUCCACCAUCCGAGCUGUUGGAGGCUGGCCAUGCCAAGAGCAUCGAGGGUGUUGCUGCUAGCACUCCGACCAA